Messenger RNA from Diatraea saccharalis (sugarcane borer), 1969 nucleotides. The record is from the annotation of a GenBank genome assembly. Lineage: Eukaryota; Metazoa; Arthropoda; Insecta; Lepidoptera; Crambidae.
AUUAUCGGACUAAAUACGGCUAAUUCUGGCUUGUAUCUUUUUUGUGAUAUUUUUAAGUAAUGCAUUAAUCUUCAAUGUCGAAACCACAGUUAAUAGAAGAUUUCUUCGGUGUGUAUCUACUUUAUAAUAUAAAUCCAAAAUUUAAGGGUCGCACUUACGUAGGCUACACCCGCGAUCCCAACAGGCGCAUAAUGCAACACAACAGAGGAACUUGGGCUGGAGGUGCUCACAAAACCAGUAAUCGAGGACCCUGGUUUGUAUGAACAUUUGUUUUCAGUGGAAUAUUUAUCAUGUAACUUUCAAAUAAGUUCUAUUAUCAUUAUUAUUAUUGUAAAUUGUUUUAGGAAAAUGGUUCUCAUAAUUCAUGGUUUCCCUAAUAAUAUUUCAGCACUUCGGGUAUUUUGAAUGGGCAUGGCAGAAUCCUACAAAAACUAUUAGAUUACAACAUUUAAACUUAAAGAAAAUUCCAAGAAAAGAAUCUGAGUACCAGUAUAAGCUUCGAAUCAUGUCUGAAAUGCUAAGAGUGGGACCAUGGUCUCGCCUUCCUUUAAUUAUAAGAUGGUUGGAACAAGAAUAUUUUGAAGAUAUACCUAUUGAGAGAAAACCACCAAACCACAUGAAAAUAUGUAAUGGUCCAGUGAAAACUCACAAUUUGAAGAAACUCACCAACGCUACCAUGCCUAUGCAUGUUAAAUGCAUGAUGUGUUCGAAUUUCAUUAUUGAUGCACAAGUAAAAUUAACAUGUUUGAAUCCCAGCUGCGAACUAGUAGCACAUAUAACAUGUUUAGCUGACAUCUUUUUGAAUCCUGGUGAAUUCAUCCCCAUAGAGGGCCAAUGUCCUUAUUGUGAUACAAUUUUAAAAUGGGGUGAUCUGAUAAGAAAAAUGAAUGGAUGUAAAAUGGAUGUCCAUGACAUUGAAAGUGAUAAUGAUGAGAGUGAUAAAGCAUGUGGUGAUAGUGAUGGGGAAGGUGCAUUCACUUGCUCACAGGAUAGAGGAUUUGUUGACAAUAAUUCUCACUGGUUUCAUUCAACAGAUAUUGACAAUGAAUCAUUAUGACAGAUAAAUAUAAUUUUAAUAUUUACUUAUAAGCAUUUUUAUUUAUUAUUUAAAGAACACUCAACAAUUUAGGCUUUUUUUACUAGGUUUCAAAGAUUUAAGCAUACAUAGGGACAGAAAAAGCAACUUUGUUAUAGAUACCAUGUUUUGAUUAAUGAUUCCAGAAUAAGUUAAUGGUUAGUUUUAAUUUAAAUUAAUUGACAAAGAAAAUUUGAAAUAAAGAAAAAUACAAAGAAGUUUGUAAAAAUAUAUUUACAGUAGUUACCCAAUAAAUAAAAUUAUUAUGACUACCAGGUACAUUUUCAGUAUAAAUAAUCAAUCAAACAAUAACACUAUACCUAGUUUAUAGAUCUACAUUGUCCUUUUAAUUGUUUUCUACUUAUGUCUACUUAUAAAUGGGCACCUACUUAAAAUAUAUAUAGGAUUCUUAAUUUAUCUAUAAACAAAUUUAUCAAAUAAUACAUUCAUAAUACAUACAAGCUUAUUUGGUUUUAUUUAUAUGAGUUUCAAAAUAGAUUAAUAGUCGUCAAAAAUACCAUCAUCAUCAUCAUCAUCAAAGUCAUCAUCGUCAGCUCCAGGGGGCACGAGGGCACCAUUCAACACUUCACUGAUCGGUUCUUCAAAACCCAGUACUUUCGCGAACCCAUACACCAGUCUCAUCACAACAAGUCUCGUAAAAUCCACUGGAGUAGUUUCUUUUCUUUGUAAUAAUAGCUGUUUCUCUGUCGGGUAAUCCUUUAUUUUCCUCCUUUUCAUUUCACAAGAAGAGAACACUAGCAACAAAGUGAUAAGGAAUAAAAAACUUUUUCGCGCCAUUUUUCUGGAUAAUUUUUUCUUUUUUUUUCAACGCAAAAGUAGCUGGUUACGUUCCGAUUGUUUUUAGCUAGCGACUUAACGCAUAGUGAAGUUCAC